This is a messenger RNA of Paramecium tetraurelia, 1803 nucleotides long. RefSeq lists its product as uncharacterized. The record is from RefSeq and is a predicted model, not a curated record. The transcript is spliced from 2 exons. NCBI's taxonomy places the organism in Eukaryota, Ciliophora, Oligohymenophorea, Peniculida, Parameciidae.
AUGCAACUAUAAAAAUCAAAAAUCAAGCCCCCUUUUUUGCUUGACGGUAUUGCAGCCGCCAACAAAGGGAAAGUGCUUUCUUAUAGGCCUGAGAAGGAUGUUCAUCUUGGAUAAUUCUUUUACAAUUUUCACAUGCAUCAAAUGAUGAGCAGAUUCAAAUAGGAUAGAUUGAGCUAGCGUAAUUUGCCUCAUUCCUUAUCCAAAUCCUUUGAUUAGACUAUUAACCAAUCGAAGGGUAAUAUUAAAUCUGGAUUACACAAGGCUUCAUCACCUUCGCAUAAAUCUUUUGUUAAAGCCCCCAAUAAUACGCAAAUAUCCGAAAUAUCCAGAUCCCUUUCCAAAGAACAUUUUGUCACAUUUCUUGAUUCUCUUAUAACAACAGUUUAGAAUGUUUAACAGUUAGUAAUUACCUACCUCCCCAAAGAACAAAUUGAGGGAGCUAUUAUCAAACAACAAAAAGAAUUAAAAAAAAUUAACCAAGCCACACAACUACUAACAAAGCAAUUAAGAGCAAACUCCUUGACUCAAAGAAAGGAAGUAGAAAAUGUAAAAACAUAGAAGAACUUUUCUAAAUUACCAUAAAUUAAAAAAGUUGAUAUCUCCAUGAACUCAUAAACCGAAAGAGGAAGGGAAUAAUCCACCAGAUAUCGUAAAACCCCAGGAGCAACCGUUGCUAUUUUAACCCAAAAAACUUUGGAAAGACAUAAUUAAAAAACUCAAGAGGAAUAUGAAAACAAUGGUUUUGAGCCUUACGAAUCAAACCAAGAUGCAUAGAUCAAACAAUAAUUACCAUCUCCAAAUGAGUGUUCUGAAAACAACAAUUAAUCUCUUAAAUCCUCAUAGUAGAAUAAAUAAGUUUAAAUAGGGCUAUUGCCAUCACUCAGAGCUCAGUAACAGCAACAACCAUAGAAAAAAUACUAAAAAGAGAUUUAAUUAGUACUUAGCAAACCAAAAUAGCAUAAAUUAGAAAAUUCCUCUAAUCGUACAUCGUAAUCCCCAAUUUAAUUAAAGUGCAGGAGUGUUGGCAUUAGAGAAGCACCUCCAAUUAAAAAUUAAUAAUAGAGUCUUAAGCCUGAGUUUAAGAAAAUAUCAUCGGUUAAAAUGGAAAAUAUGGAGAGACAGAAAUCAAAGAUUUAAUCUAAUUCCAAAGCCAAAAUUAAUGGUAAUGGAAGGAAGGAGAAUAUUCCUAUCUAGAUUAAAAUUAUUGAUGUUGAUGCUCAAAUUGAAAAAACAGAAUUGAAUUCAAAAACUGCCAAGACAAAUACUUAAGUGCCAGUAGAAAUUGUGGAGGAAGUCGUCUAAAAUUUUACCAAUGAAUCUGGGUUAUUUUAAACUCAAACAGAAACUGAACAAAAUAAAGUAGAAUAGGAGAAGAUUCAACUCUAAGGAAAUACUUUCUUUUAAAUUUAAGAGGAAGAGGAACAUAAGGAAUCUAUAGAUAAGUUAGAUGAAAGCAAUGAUUUCAAGAAGGAAAGUAACAAAAUAUUAAAUGAAAAGUAAGAUGAUAACAAUUUUAUAAAGAUGAUCUAGGAAUAAGUGAAAUAAAACGAUGAAAGACUGCUGAAGUAAUAAUAAACUGAUUAAUCUAACAAUCUAUUAGAAAGUAUGAAUCAAAAUAACAUGCUUAAAGUUGUGGAGUCGAUUGAAGCAAAGGAUGAGGAUAAUAUAGUCAAUCCAUUAGAUGAUAGUGAGGAUUAGAAGAAGAAUGAAUAGCCUAAUUCUUUAUUUGUAACUUUGGAACCUACAGAGCAAAAAAAUUAGCAAGAGGCUUAUCAAAAUGAGGGGUUUGAGUAAGAUUCAUGA